AUGGGUAUCAACAACAAAAACAUUAUUUUUUCCACAAAGACCUUGACCUGCCAAUUAUCAUAGAGGACAGCAGUCGUAUUUCUCAUCGCAUUACAAACAGAAUACUUAAAAUACUUUUAGAGAAAGUAGCAGGAUAUCAAAGUGUAAAGUUGUAUCGCUGUGAUGUAUAUGACAACCAGAAUAUUACAGCCAUCUUGGAUAGGGUGGCAGGAAUAACCAAAUCAAAUCACUGUGAACGCCCCAGACCCAACAACAAUGGUGUGCCGGACACUAUGGUCAACCUGGAGACGUGGAUGGUGGCUGGAUUUAAUAAAGGACCUUGGCUGGACACAGGAAAGCUGCUGGACGCUGGGCCACUGGGGCCUCAGGGAAGAAUGGGCUGGUUUGUUCCAACUUCUGUUGUGGACUCGAUGUGGAAGAAGAACAAAAUUGUUGUUGACCAUUGGAAAGCUUUUGAAAAACAGAACAUAGCCAGAAAGUUCUCUUGGUGGGGGAAGGAGAAGCUACAGGAAACCAAACCUGACUACCAGUCUCAUGCCUAUCUCAACAAGAUUUGUCAGAUAAAUCCUAAUCAAAAGCAAAGAAACUGUGCCACGCUGUUCGCAUCUUAUCUAGGUGUAGAUGCUGGCGUGCUGCGGUCACAAAUAGAGGCACUGAAUCUCCGAGUUGAUAUUGUCUGGCUGGAAAACAAGCACCACACUUUUAUCAAAGAACUGGAUCCCACUCUACCAGUCCUUUUCUUCACCUGGCAUCCCAGUAGUUUGUUAGCAUCCGGUAACUACACCAGAGUUCACUUACCAGAGACUCACUCACCACAUAAGGAUAGCCCAAGUGACUGCGACUUUCCUGUCAACCAGCUGACUAAAGUUCUGUGGGAACCAAUCAAGUCUGGGGCACCAGAGGCCUAUCACAUCAUCUCCAAGCUCAGCUUCUCAGACCUGGAGUACGACGCCCUCAUAGCACAGCAUCCAACCUACAGCGAGGAUGAAAUCGCCUGUGAUUGGGUAAAUGCUAAUAAGGAGAAGUGGGACAGAUGGCUGCCUGAGACUUUGAAAGAGAAAACUAAAAUCUACAUUGGUGGGUUGUUUCCCUUGAGUGGGAAAUCUUGGGCUCAGCCAGGACUUAAAGAAGGUGCCAGUUUGGCUGUUGAAUUGGUAAACAAAGAUAAAUCCACACUUUCUGAUUACAAUCUUACUUUAAUCAUUGAGGAUACCAAAUGUGACUAUGAUCUAGCUAUGAGCGAGUUCAUUUCCUUGACCCAGAGGUCACCACCCAUUGCGGCCAUAUUAGGCACUGGCUGCUCAGACCCAGCAGAGAGAAUAGCUGCCCUUUCAAAACAUUUCAACAUCCUGAUGGUCAGCUUUGGGGCUGAGGCGCACGUCUUAUCAGACCAGGACAAAUAUCCGUACUUUUUCCGUACUGUCCCUCCUGUACAUCAUUACAUUGAGGUAUAUGUUGAGCUCUUCAAACGAAUGGGUUGGAAAAUGAUUGGGGCAAUAGCAGAAGAUGGGCAGAAGCUACCUGAGUAUCACCUGAUUUUACAGAAAAAGCUCCAAUACGAGGACAUAUCUUUAACUGUCAGACGUAAAUUUUCUAACAGUUCAAAUACACCAGACAUAGCUCAGAUUUUAAAAGAAUUUAAGGUUCAAAAUGUUCGUGUAAUAAUUGCAGAUGUAUUUAGUUAUGUCGCUAGAGAAAUUCUUUGCGAGGCUUAUAAACAAAAAAUGACAGCGUAUGAUGGUUAUGUUUGGUUCCUACCUUCCUGGUACACAAAAGACUGGUACGAUGUAGAUUUUUAUAAUCACCCAUCAAGUUCCAGAGAAGCUGAUACUCUGAAGGAGAAUGUGCCCUGUACCACAGCAGAGAUGGAAUAUGCCACAGCAGGUUAUUUUGUACUUCACAAGACAAAUUUAGCACCACCACAGACCAUGGUGGUAGGGAAUAUCACUCUUGAUGAAUACAACCAGCUGUAUGAAAAGAGAUUUGGCACAUUAUAUGAUAAAAGUAAAUAUGCCAGCUAUGUGUACGAUGCUGUUUGGGUUUUGGCUAAAGGUCUGGAUGCACUGCUGAAAUCAAAUCAUGGCGCUCUUGAAACCAUACAUACUCCUAAAACUGCCAGUGCAUUCAGGGCCCAAAUCUCCAAUGUCAGUUUUAGCGGAGUGUCCGGCUGGAUCAAAUUUACUGGGAGUGACCGCCAUUCAGACCUGCUCAUCCAGCAGGUUUUUGUGAAUGAGACAGUAGAUAUGGGCCUGUACAUUGUUGGUGAUGGCACCAAGAAGCCCACACUCAAGAUUGAUAAAUUCAAAAAUAGAUGGUACUCUCCUGCAACUGAGACAAAAGAUAGCUUAGGCAACACUUUUGAAGAGUGCUUGAUUGAAAACUUUCGAGCACAGUUGGGUGUGACCUGCACCAUAGCCAAUGUGAUUGUCACAGUUUUUGUAUUCUUUGGUUUUGUUAUCAUUGCCAUUAUUGUACCUAUCAUAAUGAAGUACAGGUGUGAUGCUAAGAUGAAGAAGUUUAAAGCCACCCAUGAAAGAAUAAAAGAGCUGGGUCUACUCAAAGAUGAAUUCUCUCCCAUUCUCACAGUGGAUGACUGGGAAAUUCCACGCAAAGAUGUAGUCCUUAACAGAGUUCUAGGGGAGGGAGCUUUUGGAACUGUGAUGGGAGGUGAAAUGUACAAAGAAAGAGAAGGCUGGGUGGCUGUGGCUGUAAAAACAUUAAAACUGGAUCACAAGCUGGAAGAAAAGCUGGACUUUUUUCGGGAGGUAGAAAUGAUGAAGAGUUUCAAGCAUGAAAACAUUGUGCAACUCUGGGGAGUCUGCACACGCAAAGAGCCAAUGUACGCUGUUAUGGAAUUUUGUCUUCACGGUGACUUGAAGACCUACCUGUUGUCCAGACGAAAUUUGGUUGGUCAAGGUGUGAAAGAAGCAGAAGAUGUCAAGGCUGAGAACUUGACCCAGAUGGCUGUGGAUGUGGCCAAUGGGCUCAACUUCCUUCAUUCCCUCAAAUAUGUCCAUAGAGAUAUUGCCUGCCGGAAUUGUCUUGUUCAUGCCAAUAAAACUGUCAAAAUUAGUGACUUUGGAAUGACGAGACACAUUUCUAGUACUGAUUAUUAUCGUUUCAGCCGUAAAGCUAUGUUACCCGUACGUUGGACGGCACCCGAGGCAUUAAAAGAUGGCAUUUAUUCUUCCAAGUCAGACAUCUGGUCCUUUGGUGUCUUGGUGUUUGAAAUUGUCACCUUUGGUAGUUUCCCUUACCAGGGUUUGUCCAACAAGGAAGUCUUGGACUACGUUGGCAGAGGGAGCCUGCUAAUGCUGCCUGACAAAUGUCCUGACAACCUUAAGUCUUUCAUCCGUUGGUGUAUGUCACCUGACCCAGGUUAUCGACCCGGCCUCGAGGACAUUCUCAGUUACCUAAACUUCAGCCCCGCCUUCCUGGCGCCCUGCCUGGACGCGCCCACCACCAGCAUUGUCCACGAGGACACCGACUCUCUAGAAAUGCAGGCCAACCCGCACAAAGCUCUAUCCACCAGCCAUAGCCUGUCCUCUUCUGUCCCUGCCUCCAGCGCCCUCUCAAACCACCGGCACUGGCCAGAGAAACUUAAAGACAAAAAGAAAACGUCUUCAGUCCCUGGAUUAAAUUUAGUUGGAAAGUCCGCCAAAUCAUUGCAGACGCGUUCCCCUGUAUCAUCUGCAAGAUCCCUGUCCAUGUACUCAGGGAUAAUGAACAGCAGCAGUGUGUGUGGUCUCAACUCCUGCAGUGUUGCGGGGCUGACGUGGGGUAAUGAGGAGGAGAAGGAGGAUGAGGCUGCUGGGGAGACUUCAGUGCAGGGCGGUGCACCAAAACAUAAACAAAGGGAGGCCACUCUUGAGAACAAUAGGGUUAGUGUUAGCAUAGAGUACAGCUGUGAUAAAGGUGAAAGCAGCAGUGGCUACGUCAGUCAGACUUCUAGCAGUGAAUAUAAGCAAAUUUGUGAAACAGUUACCUCCCUUUAAUAAUAGUCUCAAAUAUUGGAGAUAAAAAAAACAUUAAUACAAAAAAAAAUCUUCAGAA
Messenger RNA from Physella acuta, 4053 nucleotides. RefSeq lists its product as uncharacterized. The record is from RefSeq and is a predicted model, not a curated record. Gene Ontology annotation, molecular function: ATP binding; transmembrane receptor protein tyrosine kinase activity. Gene Ontology annotation, biological process: positive regulation of kinase activity; protein phosphorylation; multicellular organism development. Lineage: Eukaryota; Metazoa; Mollusca; Gastropoda; Physidae. Gene Ontology annotation, cellular component: plasma membrane; signaling receptor complex.